AUGGGCCCCUGUACCGCCUCCUCAUGCUGCUGCCAGGCCCGUAAUCUGCCAUGGGCCCCCGUACCGACUCCUCAUGCUGCUGCCAGCCCCCGUAAUCUGUCAUGGGCCCCUGUACCGCCUCCUCAUGCUGCUGCCAGGUCCAGAGUGUGUCAUGGGUCCCUGUACGGCCUCCCAUUGCUGCUGUCUCCAUCGCCACACUCUGCCAGCCAUGUGCCACUUUCAGGUCUCCUCACACUGCUGGUGGUUUCCAUUUUUUGUCAUAGGGUGCUGUAUGGCCUCCCAUUGCUGCUGCCUCCACCGCCACACUGUGGCUCCACACUCUGGUUUUGGCCCCGUGACUGCCCAAAUGAGUGAAGUGUGCGGUGAUUCUAAGAUCGACGGCACUCAUCUGCAUGUCAUACUGACUGUCAGUAUUAUUUCUCUUCCCUA
Staurois parvus is the source of this 429-nucleotide messenger RNA. NCBI's taxonomy places the organism in Eukaryota, Metazoa, Chordata, Amphibia, Anura, Ranidae. The record is from the annotation of a GenBank genome assembly.